AUGGUUGGCUUUCAUGGAAUUACGAUAUCUUUUAAUGGCAGGGACGAUACGAAUACUGGAGAAAAUCCAAAGGAUUUGAUGGCCGUGCUGAUGGAACUCGGGGCUAUUCCGGCACUACGUGGAGCUCGGCGGCAGCAAUCCUAUCUCAUCGAAUGCUUCGGAAAUGGUCUUCCAAGUGAGGAAAAUGAUGAGGAUCUCCGAAAAGAACGAUGCCGUGAGAAAUUCGACGCCAUCUUCGCGUAUCUCAGCAAAGUACGCUCAUUCAGGGCUUGGGAUCAGAGCGCAAAAUUGCGAAUGGCUGCAGAGCCGUUGAUUGAAGAGUUACGUGAAGCAAAGAUAGAUGCGCUGCGCGCAGAUCUUGGGCGUAUUCAUGCGGAGUGCAAAUUGGUGGUUGCUUCCCAAGAACUACCUAGCACUGUGUUUGAAAACUUCGAUAGUGGGAUAUUUGCUAUCCUGACUGUCAAAGCACUUUCUCUCUCUGCCACGGUCAUGCUCAACCAAACAAUUGGCCGCAAUCUGCGAACAGAUGAACAAACACAAUCAGCGGCGCAUGAGCUGAUCCAAAUUUCCCGAAUAUUUAGAAAGUCCCAACGCCUUGUUUCGCCUUGCUCGACUAUUUGGCCCCUUCCAAUUUUCUUCGCUGGGAUUGGGGUCACCGAUGAGAUUUACCAGGAUUGGGCUUUGGAUUAUAUGAAAGAGCUUGAACAUUGGGGAGCCCAUGUCGUCAAAGCCAAGGAUACCAUGGACCAGUUUAUUAGGAUGCAAACCAAAGAUGGCGACAGAAGUUUCAGCAUCAACGCCUAA
Molecule: messenger RNA, 804 nt
Organism: Penicillium cosmopolitanum
Lineage: Eukaryota; Fungi; Ascomycota; Eurotiomycetes; Eurotiales; Aspergillaceae
Exons: 3
Coding region: 1-804 (267 amino acids)
Source: RefSeq, a predicted model, not a curated record